Molecule: messenger RNA, 1776 nt
Organism: Etheostoma cragini (Arkansas darter)
Lineage: Eukaryota; Metazoa; Chordata; Actinopteri; Perciformes; Percidae
Product: kinesin-like protein KIF13B
Exons: 17
Coding region: 1-1773 (590 amino acids)
Biological process (GO): microtubule-based movement
Molecular function (GO): microtubule binding; microtubule motor activity; ATP binding
Source: RefSeq, a predicted model, not a curated record
AUGAGCGCACCUUUGUGUGAGGGAGCUGAAACAGUGAGAGUGGGAGUUUUACUUACUGAAAACCAAGACUGUGUAGUUAUUGCUGAAGAAGGACAUGGUGUGGACUACAAAUCUGGAAAGAAUGAGGGAGCAAAGUCCUUCUCCUUUGACCAAGUUGUGACUGUUGACAACAUACAGGUCUUGGCAGAUCUGUUUAGUCAUCUGUUGUCGCAAGGGAAGGGGGAGUUGUUCACCUCUGUGUCGUACCUUCAGUUUUAUCCAGACGGCAGUGCUGUGGAUCUCCUGAGCUCCAAGGCAGACAGACGAACUCUAAAACUUGUGGCACAUGACAUCCUUGGAAGUCUUGUAGGAGGUUUAAGUGAGGUGUGUGUGUGUUCAGCAGAAGAAGCCUAUGCUCUCUAUGAAACAUGCAGCGAGAGACUGAAGGCUAAUGCUGGCUCCAUUUCCAGCAGGUGUAGUUGCCUGUUCUCUGUCACUGUUGAGCAGAAACUUCUUCCGGAAGAGGUGGAGUCGGAGGUCUGCCGCAGCAGACUGCAGCUGUUCAGACUGGCAGGAGGAGCCAGCCGUACUGACCUCAGAGGAGUCAGCCCACUGGUGAAGGUUGUGGAGCAAACCCCAUGUGAAGCCACAAGUAACAAGAUCCUCUCUUUCCUCCUAAAUGAUGCAUUAACUGGAAACAGCAGGACGGCCCUCAUCUACUGUAUCCAGCAUCGUGGUCUUCUAGAUGAUGAGACCCCCUCCGCUUUAGCUUUGGCUCAGAAAGUGAGAAAUUUGGUGACCAAGGCCACUGUUAAUCGCUGGUGUCCAAGGGCAACUGUGCAAAAGAUCCGCAAUGAAAUUGUGGAUCUAAGAACCGUGAUGAUGUCGGAGGGGGAAAGUGAUGUUCACAACACCUUCAGGCUAGCAGAGCUGACCCAAAACCUGCAGAUUGUGAAAAAUCAGUGUUGGGAGAAGAGGAGGGAAGAGUCCAAGAAGAUAAAAGACACAACACAGAGUUGUCAGACCCCAAAAAGCAGUUUGCAAAGCAGUGAUCACAGAGAGGGUACAGACACGAUGAAAUAUUUACAAGCCCAACUGAAACAAGAAAUGGAAGAACAUAUCAGAGAAGGUAAAGGGGACGUGGAGAAAGUGCAGGAGAGAGUAGCAAGAAUCCAGCAGCUGAGAGAAGCUCUCAGAGAGGAGACACAGAAGAACGGGGCUGCUACUGAGGAAUCUGAAUCUGACCUCUGUCAACAAUCUCAGCUGGAAUACAGCAAAGCACUGGAGCGCAGGAGGCGACUUAAGGAGGAACACAGGAGAUUAAUUCAGGAGGAGGUGGAGAAGAUGGAGAGAGACUUGGCACAAGAACAGCUACCGACAGAAGGCCCCCAGAGAGAGCUGCUGGUGCUGACCAGAGAGAGGCAAGUCCUGGUGUUGCAGAUAGAGGCCCUGCGCGCUGAGGCCCAGCAGGCUGAGAGAGACCUGCAGAAUCAAUAUCAUAAACACCAAACAGAGCUGCACUGUUUGAGAGAAGAGAGCCUGCAGGUGUUCCGAGUGUUUCAUCAGGUAAGUGAGGAGCAGAGGAGGAUGUCAGAGGGCAGAUACAGAUGUGUGCUGCUGGAGGCUGUGCAGGAUGCCAUCUACCUGUCUGCCCACAACCAGGAGCUGCAGGCCGACAACAAACAACUCCGUAAAGCACUGGGAGAGUUAAAGGAUAUUGUAGCUGUGCGAGGUGAUCCUACGGCUGAACUGUUAUCCCAACAGCAACAAAGUGUGACAAAAAUACGCUUAUGAUUU